AUGGCGAUCGUCGGCGUGAUGCUGUCGGCCUUCCGUCUGCGGGGCGCCUCCCUCGCGCCGCCGAACCCCUUGGCGGGCGCCCGCUGCGGGGAGCGGGGGUUGGUGCCCAACCCCGGCGAGGGCGGCCGCCCUGGGGGGACAGGCAUCACGGACGAAAGCGUCGCGCUGGACCAGCCCGCGCGGCGGCCGCUGCGGGCGGCGCUGAAGGCGGCUCGCCCAGGAAGCGCGCGCCCGCGGCACUUCGAGGUCGCGCAGGCGCGGGGAGCCUUCAACCGGGCCGCCGAGCGCCUCGGGCUGGAGGCGCAGCCGCCGCGGUGCGCGCUCCGCCACAGCGCGGCCAGCGACGACCUGCCGGCGCCCAGGCGCGCGCUCUCGGAGGUGAAGGACCGAGGGCGCUGGGCCACGGACUGCUCGCUCCGCCGAUCUGCCAAGAGGGCCGAGCUCCAGCGACAGAUGAACUCGUUGUCGGAAGAGGUUGUCGCCUUCGGCCAGAAGACGAAUCCACGCCUGGCCUCGAUCUUCGAGAGCGCAGCCCUACAGAGGACCUCCCCGUGGGAUGCGACUGCGAUCGUGACCUCAUCGUCGCCCGGGCAUCAGAGGCCCGCGCUGGCGGCCAGGUGGGCGGCUAUCUGAUUCGGGCGUUGACGACGGCCCUCAGGAACGCUUCGGCGAGGCCUCGCUCUGUCUGCAUCUGCGAUGGCGCUACUUCUUGGCCGAUCGCGAUGCGAUUGCGCACCUUAGGGUAUGCCGCCCUGUUCAUUGAUCUCAAGAGGCAUCUUGAGGUCGAGCGGCCUCGACCCGCAGUGCGCCAAAGAAUCUUGGGGUGGCUUGGGGGCUCUGUGGUUUUGGGCGUCUG
Messenger RNA from Prorocentrum cordatum, 856 nucleotides. Lineage: Eukaryota; Dinophyceae; Prorocentrales; Prorocentraceae. The record is from the annotation of a GenBank genome assembly.